GCCAUCCACCACACCGAGCCCCAAGCCCCCCAACUCCCGAGCCCUCGGACCUCCAUCCCUGUUUCCCAUGGCUGUGCGGCCUGUGCCUCCGCGGUGGGCGAACCUCGACAUCGACCUGGUGACGGAGAUCAUGAACCGCGCCCCGUGCGUAAUCGACCGCGCGCGAAUGGCCGCCGUCUGCCAGGCGUGGCUCGAGGCGGUCGCGCGGGCAGAGCCUCUGACAUUUCAGCUCCCGUCGCUCCUCCUCCCGCCCGCGGACGUGACUGGCGUCUACUGCUACCUCAGCGGCUUCCGCGACCACAACAUGUUUCCCGGGCCCCGCUACUUCGGCUCGUACGACGGCGGCUGGUUCUUCCUCGCCUACGGCCAGACUCGCGGGCACCGGCUGUUCAACAUCCGCACCGGAGAAUCCUACGAGCUACCCGACGGGCUCGCGGAUAUCUUCACUAACGAUAUCCACAGCAUGGUCGUCCUCGCCGCCACCCUCUCGUUCCCGCCUCAUCACCCGGGAUGCGCCGCCGCAGGCAUCGUCACCUACCAGCCGGACCUCGACGCGCCGCGCCAACGCCACUUCGCGUUCUGGCGCCCAGGGGAUAGGAUGGCCGUCUGCGACGUUGUGCCCGCCGUGCCAAUUGAGCCGGGUUUGGAACCGGAGGACGUCGUGUACUACCGGGACUCCUUCCAUUUCCUCACACAAGGUGGGCAUAUCCUCGUGUGCAGUCCGAUCUUUGAUGGUGAGGGGCAUAUCCCAGGAGCGCUUUUAGAGUUAAUGCGCUUCCAGGAAGCGUGGUGCACUGACGAGCAGUUCGUCCGCGCUCGCUACCUCGUGGUAUCCCGCGGGGAGCUGCUGGUGGUCGUCAGGCUCGCUGCCCACCAUCACGCGCCGACUUCGUCGUUCAAAGUAUUCCGGGUGAUUCUAAAGUCUAAGACCUGCCGGUUCGAGGAGGUUGCAUUGUGUGGCCGGAUGCUGUUCUUGGGGCGAGGAUGCUCCAGGUCAUACGAGGUGAGUCAGUACCCGGGGUUCAAGGACAGCAUCUUCUUCUUGGACGAUAGGAGCUUCUACGACGACGCCGAGAUGAUGUUCGGCGGAGUCAAUGAGAGGCAGUACCCUUGCAACGACAUCGGUAGGUGGUCGCCGGAAGGGCUGCUGCCUUCCCACGUCGAAUUCUACUUCCCGGAGCGGGUUCCUUCUUACAACUCUCCUCCAGCUUGGCUUCUCCCUUGAGAUAGUAACUGAAAAUGUAUGCACUGUUUGGUUCGCAUAUUUGAACCAAACGGCACCCAGAUGUGUUCUGUUUGUUGCGUCUAGCAUUCCAACUAUUCUGUACUUUGUGCUACUCUAUGUGAAAUGUGCAGAAAAGGUUGCCAGUUUAUGACAUCUUUGUGUGAAUUAACGGGGAAUCCGGUUUCUUUU
Messenger RNA from Zea mays, 1414 nucleotides. RefSeq lists its product as uncharacterized. The transcript has a single exon. Lineage: Eukaryota; Viridiplantae; Streptophyta; Magnoliopsida; Poales; Poaceae. The record is from RefSeq and is marked predicted. Bases 68 to 1225 code for a protein of 385 amino acids.